This is a messenger RNA of Pseudomassariella vexata, 1409 nucleotides long. Its product is annotated as zinc-binding dehydrogenase family oxidoreductase. NCBI's taxonomy places the organism in Eukaryota, Fungi, Ascomycota, Sordariomycetes, Amphisphaeriales, Pseudomassariaceae. The coding region runs from base 45 to 1142 and encodes 365 amino acids. Gene Ontology annotation, molecular function: oxidoreductase activity, acting on NAD(P)H. The transcript has a single exon. The record is from RefSeq and is a predicted model, not a curated record.
CAUCAAGCCAACACCUGCUGUACUGACACCGACCAAAGCCAACAAUGCUAACCGACUCAACGCCCAUGCUCCCUAUGUCGCAAACUGCUCUAAUUCAGGACGACAAUGGCGCCCCAAGAUUGGCUGUCGACGUACCUCUCCCAUCACUCAAAGCCGGAACAGUCAUAGUCAAGACGGUGGCAAUAGCGCUUAACCCGAGCGAUUACAAGAUGGGGGCGGCCUUCCCUACGCCCGGUGCUAUCAUAGGCAUGGACUUCUCAGGUAUCGUAGCAUCGAUCCACCCGGACACCAAGACAGUACUCCACAUUGGCGACCAAGUGUGUGGCAUGGUUCAUGGCUCGAACCCUAGCGACCCCACCAACGGGGCGUUCGCAGAGUAUAUACGGGUACGCCCCGAACUGCUCCUCCGGGUACCACGGGAUCUAUCUAUGGAACAGGCCGCGACUCUGGGGGUGGGUUUGAUGACAAACGUCAUGGCCUUAUGGGCGGGGGAUGCGCUGGCCCUCGAGUCAGUACCUGCCACUCCAGAUUCACCUGCAGAGAAGCCUUUCCCGGUGCUGGUAUACGGCGGAAGCACGGCGACAGGUACGCUGGCCACCCAGCUUCUGCGGCUGUCCGGGCUGGAACCCAUUGUGACGUGCAGCCCGCGUAACUUCGACCUCGUCCGCGCCCGUGGCGUUGCCGACGGUGAAGCGGUAGACUACAUGCGGCCUGACGUGGCCGACGAGAUCAAGAAGCGCACCCACGGCAAGCUGAAGCAUGCCUACGAUUGCAUCACCGACCCGGCGUCGGUUGCGCACUGCUACGCGGCGCUUGGCCGGACAGGGGGCAAAUAUAUCUCGCUGGAGAUGGUUGAGGAAAAGUUGCGCACUCGCCGGGUGGUGCGGCACAAGUUCGUCCUGGGCUAUGAAGGUUUGGGUGAAGACGUGUUGCUUUCCAGAGGCUACGAGAGCUCGGCAGAUGCGGAAAAGCUUGCUCUCGCAGUGAAGUACUUCGCUGUCUUCCAGCGGCUCCUGGAUCAAGGGAAGCUGAAGACACAUCCGACACAGAAGCUAGAAGGCGGACUUUCGGGCGUUUUGCAAGGUUUGCAAUUGUUGAACUCAGGGUCCGUGUCUGGAAACAAACUGGUAGUGACUAUAUAAUCCAAUAGGGAGAGGACCAUGUUUCUUGAUGUACUCAGUAGCCGUAACAUCGAGAUCUCCCCGAGGGUCGCACCCGGGGCGAGGUUUCCGAUUCCGGCCGUCGAGAUGUAGUGGAAUGGGAUCAUCCUCGGCAUUCUCCACUCGACGAGAUCUUUGGUUGUUUGGAAGUUGGACUGUCGCAUCGACUGAUAUGUCUUGAUGUAAGAGACGUCCGCGCCGUUGUAGAUAACUACAUGUGCCCGGCCGAAUAGAUGGUCAAUGACGGAC